UUCUUUCUUUCUUUCUUUUUUUUUUUUUUAGAUCUGAGGCUGUCAGAGAUGACUCUGGUUCUGUCCAUGAAUAGAUUCUGCGAGCCCAUUGUCUCGGAAGGAGCUGCUGAAAUUGCUGGGUACCAGACACUAUGGGAGGCUGACAGCUACGGAGGCCCAAGCCCCCCUGGGCCAGCACAGGCUCCUCUGCAGGGAGACCGGGGAGCCGGUCCCCCACUGGCAGGAUCACAUUACAGGGGAAUUUCAAAUCCUAUAACAACAUCCAAGAUCACAUACUUUAAGAGGAAGUAUGUGGAAGAAGAGGAUUUUCACCCACCACUCAGCAGCUGUAGCCAUAAAACCAUCUCAAUUUUUGAGGAACGAGCCCACAUCCUUUAUAUGUCAUUAGAAAAGCUAAAGUUUAUCGAUGAUCCUGAGGUAUACCUGCGAAGAUCUGUCCUUAUAAACAAUUUGAUGAAAAGGAUCCAUGGAGAAAUCAUCACGCAGAGUAACUGGUGCUUUCCUGCCUGCUCUUUCAAUGGCACCUCUGCUCAAGAGUGGUUCAUGGCUCAAGACUGUCCCUACCGAAAACGACCACGGAUGGCCAAAGAGGAGUGUGAAAAAUUCCAUGCCUGCUGCUUUUACCAAGAAUGUGGUGGUCACUACCUAAAUGUACCCCUUUCUGUCCAUGCUAGCGUUGGAAGUGCCUCCACCACUGUCCCCUCUUCCUCCUCAUCCUCCUCUUCCUCUCCCCCUCUACCUUUACCGAGUUGUUCCCACCAGGUGGAUUUUGACGUAGGCAGCGCACCUAUUUACAAGGGUGAUGGCCAGAUACCUGCCAAUGAAAUCUUUGUUACUAAUGUCAGGUCGCUAGGUGUUCAGGAAAAGGCCACCGUAAGUGAUGAGAAAGCAAAUCAUGACACCAACAGGGAUGGUGGCCCCAUAAGCCAUGAACCUGUGGGAAAUGACCUGGCUUUUGAGUGCAAAGGCCAAUUUUAUGAUUAUUUUGAGACUGCAUAUAAUGAAAAAAGCAAUGUGAGCGAGUCUUGGAAAAAAUCCUUAAGGAAAAAGGAGCCUUCACCAAGUAACAAACUGUGCUGCAACAAAGGGAGUAAAAUAUGAGCCAUCUUUUCACCGAAACUCUGAAGCAUGCACAGCAUGAUCAAUUAGCUCUCAUAAAUUUUAUUUUGAAUGGAUUUUAUAGUUUUGUACAACUGAUAAAAUUAUGCCAUGAACAUGCCGUGUCGUUUUAAUGCCUGGAGAGCAGAUUGCAUAAAACAUCUGUAUAGUAGGCAUCAGCGAGCUACUUACAAAUGUGGUGAUUUUGCCCAAAAACCAGCUGACUUAAUGCUUAAAAGUAGACCUUAGUUUUCUUAUGGAAAAGGUCAGUAGAUUAGCCUGGGGGCAGUGUGCCCUUGUGAUCUUUCCACUACCCCCAAGGAAUCUGUCACUAGCUAAGAAACUUCCAAUAUGUUCGCCAACUAAUUAGGUAGUUAUUUGGUAAGCAAACCAAAACAACCAGCAAAAGAUGCCUGCUUCUACGUGACUAUUUUUUUUCUGAAUAAAAGACUGAAGACAGGGAGCUAGAUGAAGUGGCCUCGUGGUGCCAUUAAGUAUUUAUAUUUAACAGUCUUGCGUGACAGAUGAAAAGAGGAUGGAACGUAAUGAAACACCAGUCUUGGGGUGGCAAUCAACAAUAUGUAUAGAGGGGUGAUCCCUGCAAGUUCCUGGCUUGCCUGUGAUGGGUGAUUUGGCUGUUAAAGAGAGGUGUUAUACAGGGCGAUUUUUGGUGCCUUACUUUAUCUUAAUUUUUGCCAAUGUGCAAAUUAAGGAUAAAUCAGAGUUACAGCAGGGAUUUAACAAACAGGAAAAAAAAUACACAGGGUGGAUCAAUAUCGUUUGGAAACCGUUAACUUCGAAACUAUUGCGUUCAAUUUUUGAUUCAACAUCUCUAUCCUUUCUUUGUUUUUGAUGCCCAAUUGCUUUUGGAUUUGGCAUUUUUAGAAAGGGAUGGGGGCAACAAUAGAGCUGUUAGAAGCCAGCACUAAGCUGCUUGAGCUUUUUCUAUGGCAACGGUCUGUUGCUGGGGUUUGGGUUUUUUGGGUUUUGGGUUGUUUAGUUUUGUUUUGUUUUCUUGUCCAAUGAAGUUCAUGAACCAGUGGCAUGCAUUAUACUUUAAUCUGUUUUGCAUCAUUUCACUCGUUUAGAUUAUGAAAGCAUGUGGUUUUUUAUAUAUGACUUUUGCUGUUGAUUAAGAAGCACAAUGUUAAUAAAUGAUGUGGUGAUCAAUAAGGUUUUAUCUUAAAGAAUGUAAAGAUUUUAGUUUUUGGAAAGUUAUUUUGGAGAAAUGGGACUCGGCUGGCAAUAGCUACCAUGUAUUUGGUCAACAUGUUUCUCAGUGAUUUCUUUAAUUUGUACGUUUGCAAGAGCGUGUUCAGAGUGCCCCUCUGACCGUCUGCCCUUCUCCAGCCAACUUCUUCCACACUGUAUUGCAGUUUCCAAGGUUGCUAAUUGACUUGGGCCUCCUUAAACAAUACUUCACAGGAACCAAAUGCCAAAUGGAGGAAAUAAGUACGUCCUCCCAGUUUCUCCAAGAUAAAGCUUUUUUAUUAUUGCUAUUAAUAUUAAAUAUAGGUCUCAUUCAUACAGUGUAUGAGUAGGAUCAUUUGGACAAUGUCCACAAGGACCAAUUUUUAAAACAUGUUCUUGUGUUAUGGCUAAAUAGUCUAGUAAUGUUUUGUCCUUUAUUUUCAAUAUUUGAUAAACAUUUGAUGUUGAAAACUUAGAUGAUAGAUGCUUGUAUAUGACUGUGUUGUUGUAAUAAAGUGAGGUUUUCUUGAUAUAUAUUUAUUAAAAUGAUCAAAAUUCAU
Molecule: messenger RNA, 2849 nt
Organism: Panthera uncia (snow leopard)
Lineage: Eukaryota; Metazoa; Chordata; Mammalia; Carnivora; Felidae
Gene: SERTAD4
Product: SERTA domain containing 4
Exons: 3
Coding region: 49-1101 (350 amino acids)
Cellular component (GO): nucleus
Source: RefSeq, a predicted model, not a curated record